GUAUUGAAGAGUUUUUCGCGGAUAGUGAAGGCCAUUUCUUCAGCACUUCCCACUUUGAUUCCUCUGUCAGGUCUCUCUUUUAUUGAAGUGCGACAAUUCUUAUUUAAAUUCUUAUAAAACGUUAUUUAACAACAUGGCGAAGCGUGUCGCUGUAGUUCUGGCAGGCUGUGGCGUUUUCGACGGCACUGAAAUCCACGAAGCAUCUGCAGUGCUGGUGCAUUUGAGCCGAAAUGGAGCAAGUGUUAAAAUAUUUGCACCCAGCAUUGCUCAGAUGCAUGUGGUGGAUCACGUGAAAGGUGCCCCUACUGAGGAGACACGCAAUGUGCUUGUGGAAAGUGCUAGACUUGCACGAGGUGAUAUUCAAGAUCUGUCUGAACUCAGCGUAAAGGAUUUUGAUGCCAUUAUUUUCCCAGGAGGCUUUGGAGUUGCAAAGAACCUGUGCAGCUGGGCAGUUCAAGGCAAAGACUGCAGUGUGAAUGAGCAGGUUAAAGCAGUAUUACAAGCCUUCCAUGCUGAGAAAAAACCCAUUGGCUUGUGCUGCAUCUCUCCAGUCCUGGCGGCUAAGGUCUUCCCUGGCUGUGAAGUCACUGUUGGCAAUGACAAAGAUGAAAGAUCUCCUGAUGUACCAGAGACUGCAGAAGCCAUCACCCAGCUGGGCUGUAAACACAUCUGCAAAAAUGUCAGUGAAGCUCAUGUGGAUGUAAAAAAUAAGCUAGUCACCACAGGUGCCUUUAUGUGCAAGGCACCUCUCCAUGAGAUCUUUGAUGGAAUUGGUGUGAUGACUCAGGAUGUUCUCAAACUUGCUUGAAUGCACACUGGCACCACAAAAAGCAUAUCAAAUGAAGAGCUUUGCUAUCCUACGGUGAUGCGCAUUAUAACUGCUAAGUAGAAUUUCCUAAAUAAAUUGCACUAGUGUGUAAAAUAAAAUGCA
Messenger RNA from Clarias gariepinus (North African catfish), 931 nucleotides. RefSeq lists its product as uncharacterized. The coding region runs from base 134 to 808 and encodes 224 amino acids. NCBI's taxonomy places the organism in Eukaryota, Metazoa, Chordata, Actinopteri, Siluriformes, Clariidae. The record is from RefSeq and is a predicted model, not a curated record. The transcript has 4 exons.